AGGAUUAAAAGACAAGCACAUGGAGAUAAAAAUUUAGUUGUAAUGCAAUAUAUGAGGGCAAGGUAAUGAGGAACCAGGGCGGGGCGAGGGCGGUAAACACGAGCUGUUCCUCUCAGCUGAUCCACGUGCACCGCCACCAUGUUCUGGAGUUUGCUGCUUGAGCCUGGCAAGCGUUACACUAAGGUGGUGGACAGCCCCUUCCACAUCUCAGCUGCUGUCCUUGACACCUCCACCCAGGACCAUGGCAUUGUUAGGGUUAUUGUGGACAUAGGGGACACGGAGGCACUCAUUGCCAACCUGAGCUACAAGCACGGCAUUCUCCAGUUCCCUCUCGACCUCCAGUUUGAUUCUGGGAGUCGCAUUUCUUUCUACACCACGGGAGCCAAGAGCAACGUGCACCUGUCUGGCUAUGUGACGUACGACGAGGAGCUCUUCUCGGAGGAUGACGACGAAGGGAGUAGUGAUGAGGAAGAAGUGCCAACAUUAAUUAAUGUGUCUACCAAGAGGAAGCCAGAAGAGAGCUCCUCGCCAGGCAACAAAAAGGCAAAACUGCAGAAAAUCACUCCAGUGACUCCUAACAAGGAUGUUGUACCAGAGACUCUGAUCAACCACGUCUUUAUAGUAGCGGGCAAGGUGAGCAUCACUAAACCCGAGAAGAAGGCCAAUGCUACAGUGACGGUGAAGAAACCAGAAACAGUGGCCUUGGAUGACAAGGAUGAGGAUGGGCUAGACGACAGUGAGGAAGAGGAGGAUGAGCUAGAGGAGGAAGACAUAGAUGAUGAUGAUGAUGAUGAUGAGGAGGAGGAGGAUGAAGAUGAGGAAGAUGAGAUGGAGGAGGAAGAGAGUGAUGAAGAGGAGGAAGAAAUAACGAUGAUAAAUGAACAAAAGAAGACAAAGAAGGCAAACAAUAUGGCUUCCAAAAAAGACGCAUUCCCAACAAAAGAACCAGUUGCUGUUUUCAAGGCAGAGAAGACUCCCAAAGGUGCCAAGACUCCAGGUAGUGAGGGUGCCAAAACACCCAAAGCACCAAAGACCCCCAAGGAUGCUAAAACACCCACGACUCCCAAGACUCCUGGUGGUGAGGGUGGGGCACCAAACAAAGCCAAGAAGACUCCCAAUAAACCUCAGGGAGCCAAUGCAACAGCGACACAGAAUGGGAAAACUCCAAAAUCAGAGAUCCCAGCCAAGGAGCCAAGCAAGUCACCUCAGACGCCCAAGACGGUGAAGCCGGGCGGAGUGGUGUGUGAAGAUCUGGUGGUGGGCAAAGGACCCGAGGCAAAGAGUGGCAAGAUGGUGUCCGUUUACUACGUGGGCCGUUUGAUGAACAACAAGAAGAUUUUUGAUAAGUGUGACACUGGCAAAGGGUUCAAGUUCCGCCUUGGGAGUGGUGAGGUCAUCAAGGGCUGGGACAUUGGAGUCGGUGGCAUGAGGAUUGGUGGCAAGAGAAAAAUUACUUGUCCUCCCCACAUGGCUUAUGGCAAGAAGGGGGCUCCUCCGGCCAUCCCUGGGAACGCAACACUCUCCUUUCUUGUAGAACUGAAGGGAAUCAGCUAAGGAUAUUAUUUUGUAUUUCAUCAUUUCUGAUAAGAAUCUACAAGUAGCUUGUCUUUGUUUUAAUAUAAAUUAAGCAAAAUCACGCGGAAAGUUGUACAUUACAUGAAGGUUACGCCAAAGUCAGAUACGUUAGUACAAGUGUCUUGUGUGAGAGUGGCAUUGAAGGUUUGAACUUCCCUGGAUAAGAGUGAAUCUGUGCAAGAAAGUGUGUGGGACCAUUGAUGGAUGUUAUGGUUCAAAGUUUUAUCGUUACAAAUGAGUGUCUUGGUGAAUACAGGUUAUGUGAAGUAUCGUGUUUUUCUGAGCAUGUAAGGAAGUUGUUUAUAAUAAAAUGAAGUAAUA
Molecule: messenger RNA, 1896 nt
Organism: Scylla paramamosain (green mud crab)
Lineage: Eukaryota; Metazoa; Arthropoda; Malacostraca; Decapoda; Portunidae
Gene: Fkbp39
Product: 46 kDa FK506-binding nuclear protein-like
Exons: 10
Coding region: 139-1554 (471 amino acids)
Cellular component (GO): nucleolus; chromatin
Molecular function (GO): peptidyl-prolyl cis-trans isomerase activity
Source: RefSeq, a predicted model, not a curated record